AUGUCUGCCAAGCAGCCUGAGAUCCAUGGUCAAUGUCUCACCUCUGUCUUUUUAGAAGCAGCAGAGGAGUUCUUUGAGUAUGAUGCUGAGGACUUCCUGGUGUUCCUGACACUCCUGAUCACAGAAGGACGGACUCCGGAAUGUUCCGUAAAGGGGCGGACAGAGGGUGUUCACUGCCCAUCUGCCCAGUCUGCUAUGCCUGUCCUUACCAAACAUGAAUGCAGCGACAAAAUACCACACUGUCGUCAGGCAAGAAGAACAAGGUCAGAGGUCAUGUUACUAUGGCGCAAUCACAUCCCCAUCAUGAUUGAGGUGAUGCUGCUUCCUGACUGUUGCUAUAGCGAUGAAGGUCCGACCACAGACUGCACAGACCUAAAUGAUCCAGCAAUAAAGCAAGAUGCGCUCUUACUAGAGAGAUGGACUUUACAGCCAGUGCCCAGACAGAGUGGAGAUCGAUUUACCGAGGAGAAAACCUUGCUGUUGGCUGUGCGUUCCUACGUGUUUUUCUCGCAGCUCAGCGCGUGGCUCAGUGCCUCUCACGGACUUGUACCUAGAAACAUCCUAUACAGAAUAAGUGCAGCUGAUGAAGAACUGCUAUGGAACUUCUCACAAACACCCUCUGAACAUGCUUUCCCUGUCCCAAAUGUGUCCCAUAGUGUCGCUCUCAAAGUGCGGGUUCAGUCUUUGCCUCGCCAGCCCAAAUACCCCAUACUCAAAUGUAGCAUUCACUCAGGUAUAGCUUCUUUGGGCAAGAGAAACCUGGAGCGUGGAGAGGGUAGGAACCAUCCUGGAGAGAAUCGCAGUUCCCUCCGUAUGCCAGGAUCUCCACUCUUCUCCAGGCCUCUACGCCCUUCUCCACCUUCCCACAGCCCUCUUAACACCCGUAAAUGCCACCCUCGCCCUCAGUCCCCUCUCCCACCAGGCAAAGCCGUCAAGUGGCUGUACUCUCGGCUGAACGGCGGCGUGGACAUCCCCCCUACAGAGGCAUACAACUUGUGUACUGAUGGGGCGGAGAGCCCGAAGACCUCAAGUGUGGAGUCACCAAUUCGUGGUUUUAAAUCACUCUCCAUUACUGACCCUUUAGUUACCCCCAGCCCAUGUCCCAGCUCCAUCUCAGGUGAAACCAACCCCCUCAUUGGCUCCCUGCUUCAGGAGAGACAGGAAGUCAUUGCUCGCAUUGCUCAGCGACUGAAUUUAUGCGACCCUACAGCUCCCCAUCUCCCUGAUGCUCUCUUCACUUCUCAAGAACCGCCAGGACACAAAACAACCAGGAACUCAUCGCAGGAUAAGGAGCGCUUGAAGAAAUCCAAAGAGCCCCUCUUCCCAGUCCCACAGCCUCAAAACCACAAUGGAACCAGUCCAGAAAUCCCUGAGAGGAGCCGGUCUUCUCUCUUUGACACCCCCUUGAGCCCUAGAAGCAGAACACGGCUGGACAGAGUCGACCGCGAAUCAAAAACGUCCCCAAAACUCUCGACUUGUAGGCGUCUGGUACUCAGUGACCAGUCUGCUGAGGGUUCUCUGAUUGCAGAUGCAGUUCAGGACAUCUCCAGGUUGAUUCAGGAGCGACUGCAACAUUCCUACAGUCUCCUGAAUGGAACCUAUAAAUUGAAGACCUCUCAAACCGAACAGGUUGAAACAAAUCACGGAGUGCAGACAAAUGGCUUUGUAUCAUCAAACCAUGAGAAGUCUUCAAGUGCACCCAAUGGUGAGGCAAGCACAGAUCCUCGUAUUUCUCAAGCAACAAAAUGUUGCAGAUCUCCUGACUCUCAUCGCUGUAAGCGGGACUGUUCCCCUAGACCACAAAAUGUGGCCGGUUUAAAACUUGAAGACCACAGCGUCACAAAAUCACAGCCUUUAACGGCAACUAAUAAGCAACAGUAUGCCAGAAGAGAGUCCUGGACCUCCUUGAAUAGCUACUCUAGCCAUGCAAGCUCUCCUCAGGAGAAUGGCCUGACCCGAACUGGAUACCUCCAGCCCUUCAAGACCCAAGAGGCAAACCGUGAGAAAGGAGCAGAAAAGGAUGUCUGGAAUGGGUCCUCUUGUCCUGAGAAGGAUGAGAACCAGGAGCCCUGGGCUUCUCCCUCGAGCACACCAGCCAACCUUACUUGCAACACCUCCAGUCCUGCCCAGAGCAAUCACACUAGACCCUCCCCAUUGAAGUCAUGCAGUAACUGGAAAAAACAGAAUCGCCACUCCAUAGACGGAACUGCAACAAAAGCCUUCCACCCCUGCACAGGCCUACCUCUCCUCUCCAGCCCGGUUCCUCAAAGAAAAAGCCAGACAGGAUAUUUUCAUUUAGACACGUCUCUGAUUCAUUGCAGAGGACUGCCAUGGGCUGCCAAUAAGAGGGUUUUGAAAAGAUCACAAGACUUUGAUGAGUCUCAGCAUCAGAUCAUUAGUGCCAGCGCUCCACCCGCCAACCUCAGCCUUUUGGGAAACUUUGAGGAGUGUGUUCUGAAUUAUCGUUUGGAGCCAUUGGGCACAAUCGAGGGUUUCACAGCAGAGGUUGGCGCCAGCGGAACGUUCUGCCCCAGUCACACGACCUUACCUGUUGACGUGUCGUUCUACAGCGUCUCUGAUGAUAACGCACCUUCCCCCUACAUGGGUGUCAUAAACUUGGAGUCUCUCGGUAAGAGGGGAUAUCGAGUACCUCCUUCAGGAACCAUUCAAGUGACCUUAUUUAACCCCAAUAAGACAGUGGUGAAGAUGUUUGUGGUGAUGUAUGAUCUGAGAGAAAUGCCCGCCAGCCAUCAGACAUUCCUGCGGCAGAGAACCUUCUCAGUCCCAGUCAAACGCGAGUUCAAUGGACAUAACAACAAAAAGCCAUCCCAACUGAGUCAAGGACGAAGCCUCCGCUACCUCGUCCAUCUGAGGUCGGUACCAUGGACGUGAAGCUGACCACCUUAAGUGCUCACUUGAGGAUUUUCUUUCUGGAAUACAGGGCUGAAAUGCUCGUUGUUUGCUGUCAGAUGAUGCUGUCAAGUGCUUUUGGUCAAGACCACACUUGCUUAACAGGCAGCUUGUGGCCCCGACAUGCCUAUUCCUGAAUAUGUAUACUCAUUUUAAUUAGCCCCCAGAAGUUGCCUGAUAAGGUG
Sinocyclocheilus grahami is the source of this 3095-nucleotide messenger RNA. RefSeq names its product protein FAM214A-like. The record is from RefSeq and is a predicted model, not a curated record. The transcript has 11 exons. Bases 1 to 2892 code for a protein of 963 amino acids. Lineage: Eukaryota; Metazoa; Chordata; Actinopteri; Cypriniformes; Cyprinidae.